Molecule: messenger RNA, 2278 nt
Organism: Suillus subalutaceus
Lineage: Eukaryota; Fungi; Basidiomycota; Agaricomycetes; Boletales; Suillaceae
Product: cytochrome P450
Exons: 12
Coding region: 361-2010 (549 amino acids)
Molecular function (GO): iron ion binding; monooxygenase activity; oxidoreductase activity, acting on paired donors, with incorporation or reduction of molecular oxygen
Source: RefSeq, a predicted model, not a curated record
CUUCAGCGCACUGAGCGCAGAGACACAGGCUGCAUGCUUCAUGAAGCAUCAGGCUACAGACGUCGGGGAACUAGACACAUUGUGCAUCAAGGUGUGUCUCUUAUCACAUACCUUCAUGCUUCAAUAUGACAAUAUAGCCUGAAACAUUACGGGCGGAUGCGGAGGAAGCUCGGAUUUGACCAUUAGAUCUUCAAGCUUCAGGACUUUCUUCCAAUUUCAAUUUCGACUUUGCUGGCUGUACUACUAUGCAGAACCAAAGUCCACGUUUAUAUUGGAAGGUUUUUCUGAUGGCCGCCAGCAGACACAAAAACCCGUCCUAUAAAUCUCCCAAUUGAUCCCACUUUGAAUAGAACAGCAACGAUGAAAACAUCCCAUAUCCCUGUGCCCUCUCCAUUAAUUCUCUGGACAACCGUACGUUCAGUUGGCGCAUUCAAUGUUGCUUGUUCAUGUGUCGCAUUAUGGGCUUUUGCCAAAGUCCUAAGGGUCCUUCGCUGGCGAUUGAAGACAACUCAACUGCGCGGUCCGCCUCGCACCAACUUCAUAUAUGGUGUUUCGCAUGACCUCGCCUCAUCUCAAGAUCGUGGGGGAAUGUAUGAACGUUGGGCGAUGGAAUAUGGGGUAGCGUAUAUGAUUCCGAGCGUCCUCGGGCAGACUGUAGUCGUACUGUCCGACCCAAGAGCUAUAGCACAUUUCUUUACCCGAGACACAUGGACAUAUAUGCAGACUCCCCUUUCGUUGGCACUUCUCGAAACAUUAAUGGGUAGAGGGUUAUUAUGGUCUCAGGGUGAAGAUCACAGGAGGCAGCGGAAGGCCCUCACACCAGCAUUCAGCAAUGCGGCGAUUCGGAAACUCACAUCAGUGUUUUAUGAUUCAGCAUACAAGGCCAAAGGUGCAUGGGAUACUGCUAUAGAAUCGAGCAAAGAUGGCUACGCUGUCAUCGAGGUCCAGAACUGGAUGAAUCAUAUAUCUCUGGAUACGAUUGGCAUUGCUGGUUUCUCCCAUGAUUUUGGCUCGCUUGAUGGAAAGCGCGCCAGUGUGACCAAAGUGUUUGAUACUUUCGGAAACAACCAACAGGCCUCAACAGUGAACAAAGUUCUUCGCCUGCUCGCAUCACCAUUUCCUAUCAUCACCAAGAUGCCCACCAAGCGGAGCAAUCUGAUGAAGAAACUUAGCGAAACCAUGGAAGAAAUAUCUAACGAUUUAUUGGUUCGCAGCCGCCGAGAAAAGGACGUGAAUAUGAGCGAGAGAGACGAGGAGAAGUCCAUCAUCGGAUUGUUGAUUAAAUCCGAAGGCCAGGAUGCCGAGCUUCGUAUGUCGAAGGAGCAAGUAGUAGCUCAAAUGAAGGUUUUGCUUGUGGCAGGUUAUGAGACGACAUCCAUCAGUCUUACGUGGGCGCUGAUCGACCUAUCGCGACGUCCCGAUGUCCAAACCAGACUCAGAGAGGAACUGCUUGUGUUUGGCGCGGAUCCGACAUAUGACCAAUUAAAGGCCAAUCUCCCAUACUUGGAUGCCGUUGUCCAUGAAAUUCUACGACUCCAUCCUCCGCUAGAUGAGUUCAGUCGUCUUGCAGUGGCAGAUGAUGUUAUUCCCUUGAGCGAACCUGUGCGCACGGAGUCCGGGGAAAUGACGGACAGUAUAUGUAUAGCGAAAGGGACAUUGAUCACGAUAUCAGGCGCGGCGAUCAAUCGCUCUUCUGCCAUCUGGGGGCCUGACGCGAAGGAAUUUAAGCCUGAUCGUUGGCUGACUGAAGACGUGAUCGGGAAGGCCAAGGAAGUUCAAGGUCACAGGCAUCUUCUGACAUUUGCCGACGGCCCGAGGACGUGUCUUGGAAAAGAUUUUGCGCUGACUGAAUUCAAGACGGUUUUAUCGGUUCUGGUGAAGAACUUCGUGUUUGAGAUGCGGGAUGGACCUGAUACUCAAGUUGAAGUUGCGAGGGGAAUUUUUCCCCGUCCGCGGGUUGUUGGAGAGGAUGGUAUUGGAACGCCUUUGAGAGUUCGUCGGUAUGAAUGAUUGGUUACGCUGCACUAGCAAGUUUACUCUGUUUUCUAGUAUCACUUAUUCCUCACUGAAACUGUUGUGUUCAGAUCAGAAGAGGCACGUGCACUUGUAAUAUCAGCACUGUAUAGCUCUGUAUACGCGAUGAAUUUGAAGGCUGGUGACAAGCAGGUGAAAGGAAAUUAAAUAUUUUGUCCGCUCAUACCUGAAGUUCACCUAGCACUGUGACACAAAAAUGUACCAAGUUGUAAUGGAAAGUAUUUACUCAAGCUGUUUAAUCGUC